Styela clava is the source of this 3834-nucleotide messenger RNA. RefSeq lists its product as uncharacterized. Gene Ontology annotation, cellular component: nuclear speck. Gene Ontology annotation, biological process: Notch signaling pathway; positive regulation of transcription by RNA polymerase II. The record is from RefSeq and is a predicted model, not a curated record. Gene Ontology annotation, molecular function: transcription coactivator activity. Lineage: Eukaryota; Metazoa; Chordata; Ascidiacea; Stolidobranchia; Styelidae.
AAUAAGAUUUGUAAUUUUUAUUACUUUGCAAAGAUAAUAUUUAUUUACAAGCUUUUCGAGAAGUUUAAAUACAUUUCCUGGAUAUAGUUGAUAACCCUUGACCCUGUCUCCAUGACGAUGCCAUCAGUUGAUUGCCCCACCCCCUUUGCAACUCCCCACGCUCGGACUCUUGUCUUGGAUCGAAUUAAACAAAGAUUCAAUAACUAUGGACAACAUACACAGAAAUGUGCGGACCGCUACAGUUCUGCUCAACAAACGAUACGCGCUAAUGAAAGACGAGAUACUGCCCUCUUGUGGCAAAAAGUACAGGAACUCAAAAACAAGAAAGGAAUGAAAACAAAGGAUUCACGGCAAAAGAUUUCAUCCGUUGACACAAAUGAUAACGAUUCAGGAUAUCUAGCAAGAGCGGCGGCUCAGUCUCUGAAGAGAAAGCUGGAAAAUGAAGCACAAGGUUACGGUGACUCUUCUAUGAGCCAACGUCAACAACAAGAAGCCAAAAAGAUGAAAAAUGAUCCGCACCUACAGAAAAAUAACCAGAGACAAGAAUACCAGAUACCUAACGUGUCGGUACAAAUUGUUCAAAACUUCGGGAAUGAUUCUGCAAAACAGAUUGAAACUACAGUCAAUGUUCAACAUUCGAGCAGGAACAUGUCAGAUUCUCAAUCUGUCAGUGUGAAUGUCGGCCCCAAGAAUAUAAAGCAAGAAAUGGUGCAUGACAAUCGCCAAGGGCAACAACUUAGUCAGCAAAAUAUGAACCAACAACAACAGCAACAAUGCCCACCGGGGGCAGCAGAUUCAAACGAUCUAAGUGGAUUUGAUCUUGACCUGGACAUGAACACACUUGAUGAACUACUGUCUCACAUCAACGAUGAUAUAAUAGAUGACAUCAUAUCUCCUGAUGGUCAACAAUCUAUGACAUCACAGUCACAGCCUAUGACAUCACCAUAUACUCAUAAUAUGACAUCACAAUCACAUGUAAUGACAUCACAAACACAGCAUAUGACAUCAUCACAGUCCCAGCAAAUGGCAUCAAUGCAACGUAUGUCAUCACCAGGACAACAUAUGACAUCACCACCGAUGACAUCACAGAUGAUGCAACAGCAACAAAAUGCGAAAAUGUAUUGUAAAAGUGAAAAGAUUGAUAUGUUCCCAGGAUUUCGAGGAAAUACGCCUGAAAAUAAGCAGGAAAAUAUCGGAUUGCCUCGUCAGAACAGCAUGAGUCAGCAGAAUAUUUCCGCCAAUAUCAUGACUCAACAAUCUUUGCGUGUGGGAGGAAACAACUUUUCGGCAAAUUUAUCGUCGCAACAGAAUAUUUCUCUGAAUAUGUCAACUCUGCAACAACAACAAAAUAAUUAUGCCACUAGUGGGAGACAGAUGCCAUCGAAUAACAGUAUGACGAGUCAACAUAUACAAAGACUGAACCAGGUGGCCCAGUUUGCCCCGCACGAGGCUCCCCCUCCUGAACCCCCGAGAUUGUGCCAUCCACCAGCAGGUUCUCAUGGCCCACAGUCUCAAGCCAACUACUAUGAAUCUCAUUCCCAGCAAUUGAAACAAUUAGCGGAGAAGACACGAUAUGGUUCAAUGAGCGGUUCCGGGUCAGUAAACAUGCCCUCUGACCCCAGGUCAACCCAACACUUCCCACCACAUUAUAGAGGGAAUAUUGAAGUUCCAUCAAUGAGUCAGCAAAUAAAUCUACAGAGUCAUCAUCAGAUGCCACCCGGUGGCCAACGACUUUCACACAUGGAUUCAAAUAUGUACGGUCGUCCGGCUCCAUUCGUUCAAACCCAACGUUCCAGCAUGAUGAUGCAACAAUCGAUUCAACAAGAAGCAAUUAUGAUGCGACAACAACACAUGCAGAAUAAUUCACACCCUUAUUAUGGCAGAAUCUCUGAACCACAUUCACAGCAAGUUCUGCCAACAAAUGUCAAUGUUCCUUUCCCAGGGAAUGCUCCUCACCCAUCAUGGAACUCUAGAGGUGCGGGAUGGCCGUCAACGAACCCACAUAACCCCAUGCAUCGACCUCAAGUAACCCCUGAGCAGGUGCAACGACCUAUGAUGAACUCUGUUCCAGAGACAAAUAAUUAUAUUCCUGAAUUUGAUCAAGAUUUGAACAUUUUGGCUGAAAUUUUAAGCAAAGCAAACCCUUGAAUGAUUUUGCAGUGCUCGAAAUGAAACAAUUCUACUAUUUUGAGCAAAUUUGAAAGAUUUACGCAGGGGAUGAAAUAAGCUUUUUUUUUUUACAUGAUCUAAAUGUCUGAGAUUCGCAUGAAUGAUAUUGCAGAGCUUAACAGUAACAUUGCAGGGUUUGAAAUGAGCUUUCCGUUUUUGAAAGUUGGCAUGGAUGAGUGAAUUUACAGGUUCGAAAUGAUAUUUUAUUGGUGCUUAUUUAUACUGCCUCUACAUUUAUUGUUGUUGCAUUUACAGAUAUAUUUUAUUAAGCUGCCAUAAUUUGUAGCAAAUCCAAGUUACUGUUUUAUAUUUUAAUUUUUUGUUCCUUAAUGGAAUUCAUGGUCCAUAUUUUGCCAGCUCAGUAUUAUAUGGUAGGAUAGGGUGAGAUUCCUAUUCAUUCUGGGGGGGAGAGGAAAGCCGAUAAGGUGCCAUCUCCUCUGGUUAUCAGCCCAUGUCUGAAAUGGGAUCAGUUAGUAUUUAGGUAUUUGUAUCAGACGCAAGAUGGUGGUAUUUCAUGCAAUCCAGAAAGAAUUUUUAUGAAUUUUCAUCUCUCCUUGUUAACAAUUAGUUUUAAAGCAACAACAAUGAUGUCAUAAAAUAAAAUGUCAUAAGACAAGAAUGAAUUUCUAUUGGUUUAUCACAAUUGAUAAGUUUUGUUUAUUAUAUAAUAAUGUAUAUAAAUUUUUUUAUCUAUAUUUCACUUGUUUCCGACAUUCCUUUGUUGUUUAUUCUCAUUUUUCACUUUUUACAACUUUUUCUCUUUCCGCCUAUUUUGUCUGUAUUUUACAUAUUUUAUAAAUAUGGUACAUUUCAAAGACUACAAUUGAGAUUUCGCACGAAACCUCUUUCUCCAAAGAUGAAUUGAUGAUAAGUGGACAAUGUUUCCAAACCAUGGGCAAAUAUUGAAAUUUCUGAAAAAAUGUUGUUUGGAAAUUAUUUACAAAAAAAAAUGCUUUUUAAACUGGUAUCGAAUCAUAAUUUGAAGUAAUAUUUGAAUGAAAAGUUACAAAAGUUUAAAACUAAAAAAAAGAUAAGUUUUCUUCAUUCUCUGAAAACAGAUUUUUUGAGUUUUGCCUUUUUUGGGGGAAUAUUCAUCUAUGAUAAGAAUUUGAGUCGCAUAAUUUUUGCCCUUUUAUGAAAUUGAAAUCUGUUAAUUGAAGUUGAUAUCUCCACCUCUAGCAGAUUUUUCCUUGUUCUGGGCAAGAUAAAUCUAUCACUGCAGUGCAGUCAAAAGAUUUUUUGUGUCAAAAAUAUUGUUAAUUCAUACCCUGCUUUUAUGGUGCUGCCUCAUGCGUGCUAAAAAUAUUUAAAUUUUCUUAAAAACUCCUUGCGUAUUAUUAUAUAGAUUAUUAUAUACAGUCUGUCGAAAAUUUUUAUUAAUAUCAAUGACUUUACCCUUCUCGACAUUUCAGUACGAUGGCUCGAGUUAUUUGAGUCUAGUCGAGUCAAUGAUUCGACCCCCCCCCGCUCCAAAAAAAGAUGAUUUGGAUGAUCAAUAUACGAUUUCAACAUGUGAAAGUUAAACAUUCCUGCUCCAGGAAAUAUGAAAAUUUAUUUCCGGCUCCUAUUAUAGCAGCAACAAAAGCCAAUUGAAUAUAACCUUUCUCAUUUUUGCAACCCAGAGUACAUGUAUCAAUCAGUAAUACAAAAGUAGUUAAUCAGGUA